Striga asiatica is the source of this 996-nucleotide messenger RNA. NCBI's taxonomy places the organism in Eukaryota, Viridiplantae, Streptophyta, Magnoliopsida, Lamiales, Orobanchaceae. The record is from the annotation of a GenBank genome assembly.
CACGUUUUAUAGGUUAAAGUUUUAAAAAGAUCAAGGAAUCUAGUGGGCCGACUUGGACUCAAAUUUAAACAGAAAAGCUUAUUGUGAGUUACAUAAGCUGCCCAAUUGUCCCAACUAGGGCUACAAAUAAAUAAUUGGGUAGCUCGAAGCUCGUAUUUGGCCGAUGAUCACCUCAAAGGCUGAAACUCAAACCAAUGUGAAGCAUUGGGAAUUUUCCGGCUGCUUCUUCAUGGACGGCGGCAUAGAAGACAUCUUUGCGUCUUCUUUGAACUUGGAGGAGACCCAUUUCAAAGAGGGUUACGGCGAGGGCCACGCGGACGGCCUAAUCGCCGGCAAGGAAGAGGGCCGGCAAGUGGGCCUCAAGACCGGGUUCGAGGUCGGCGAAGAAUUGGGCUUCUACAGAGGCUGCGUGGGCAUCUGGAGCUCUGCGGUUCGGGUCGACCCGGAUUUCGUCUCGGCCCGAAUUCAGCGGAUGAUUAAGCAGAUGGAUGAGCUGCUCGAGAAGUACCCCAUUUUGGAGCCGGAAAACGAGACAGUCUCGGAUAUGAUGGACUCCCUGAGGCUCAAAUUUAGGGCUGUUUGCGCCAGUAUGAAUGUGAAAUUGGAUUACGAUGGCUACCCGAAAGCUUCUCAUGCAGGUGAUAUUGAGUUUUGAUUGUUGAUUGGCAUAAUUUUUUUUAUUUAUGGAAGUUUGGGUUCUUAUGUAUGUGAUUGUUGUUGAGCAUAAGGUGUUUGAUGUUUGUCCUGAGAGAGGUGUUCUGUCUUAUGUUGGUGAUUGUGAUUAGAUCAUUAAUGAUGGAUGUUAUUUUUGGCUAUUAUUGAUGACCAAAAGAAAGCUCCUUUAUUACAGUUAGAGGCCAUUAUGAAUUGGUAUUAUGAAUUUGAAUCAUUUAAGGGUGGGAAAUUUCGAGUGAGUUGUAUUUUAUCACUCUGUUUGAUUCUCUGUUUUUGCUGAAUAUGUGAAUCUAAUGGGAUUGCUUUCACUUAAAGCUCAAC